Messenger RNA from Hyla sarda, 2375 nucleotides. It is a transcript of the gene CD34, whose product is annotated as CD34 molecule. Gene Ontology annotation, biological process: cell-matrix adhesion. NCBI's taxonomy places the organism in Eukaryota, Metazoa, Chordata, Amphibia, Anura, Hylidae. The record is from RefSeq and is a predicted model, not a curated record. The transcript is spliced from 8 exons. Gene Ontology annotation, cellular component: membrane. The coding region runs from base 115 to 1254 and encodes 379 amino acids.
UUGAGCUUGAGGCUGAAACACAUAGACCACUCACUCUCUCUCUGCAGCUCUGACCUCACAGGGCACUAACAAGGCAGGACCUGGUUCCCUCUCCUCUACUACUGACACAAAAAGAUGCUUCCCUGCAAUGUUAUCACUUGGACAAGGGGGAAAAUCCUGCUUGCUAUGAUAAGCAUCCUGUGUGUCCUUGAUGCCACCGCGGAGAGUACUACAGUACUUCCACAAACUACACAAUCUCCUGUCGUAGUUUCUGUUAAAGAUGCUGUUUCAACACAGAGUCUAGCAGGAAAAAACUCUUCAGUAUUGCCUGAGCAGGGAAGUGACUUGAACCAAACAGAUGCUACCUCAAUGUUAACAGGACCCCCAGCCCAUGAUCUGACAGGAACAACAUCAUCAUCAUUAAUUGAAACAAUUGAACCAGAUAACAAAAAUGCUACUCAGUCACCAGUUCCUGAAGCAAUCUUCACAACUCUGUCUCCUCACAUGGGUAAUAGCAGUCAACCAGGUUUGCAGAGAAGUGAAAGCCCCACAUUUACAAAGCCUGAAACUACGACUCAAACUGUGCAAAUAACUGACAAUGCAACAACGCCACAGUCUACAAGUUUAGGGACGAACGUUUUAUCCGCACAGACAACAGCGGUACCUGGCAACAUUAUCUGCCUAGGCCUUGGAAGCAUCCCGUCAAAUUCACAAGUUGCUUGCUUUCAGUAUGAAGAAAAACCUACUUGUGAAAAUCUUGAUAAAGAAAAGAAAGAAGAAUUAAGGUCUUUUCUGUGUGAAAUACUGAAUACUACGCAGUGUAAUAUAACCAUUCACUCUUCAGAAGUGAAGCCAACGUGUAUCCUUUGGGUCCCAACCUCAAAAGAUGCAAAAGACAGAAUUAAAAAUGAAGAACAUAUAGCUAAUAGCCAGUUACACACCCAGAUAAUGUGGGGACAGAUUUCUGAUCAUCAGACAAGAUCACAGAAGACUAUGAUUGCCUUAGUCACUUGUGGUGUCUUGUUGGCUGCUUUUAUUCUAGCUGGAUACUUUCUCUCUAACAGAGAGAGCUGGAGUCCUGGAAGACAAAGACUGGGUGAAGACCCAUACUGUGCCGAAACGGAUAGCCAAGGAAACACUCUGGUGUCUGUAUCUGCCCAUGCUCAGGACAAACCAAACAAUGGGACCCGGGAAAAUGGAACUGGUCAAACAGUCCUCCCUGCUGCAACUAAUGGGCAUUCAACUAAGAAACAAACUUCUGACACUGAAUUAUAAGAUGGACACACGAAUACAUACAAUUUUGUUUGGUCAUCAAGGGAGAUACGGACUAUGCCAAUUGUUAUUUGAUUAUGGUAGCUAUGGGUUGCUAAAAACCUUUAUAACAAAAAAGUUUUCUUGAGGCAUCAUCUUUACCUAACUGAUUUUUUUUAAUCAUCAAACAUAUUAGUGUGUUUUAAUGAUACAAACAUCUAAAGACUCUACCUACAUAUGUGAAGAUUUAGGUGCAUUCAGAAAAGUAUAAAACAGGCAUAGAAAAGCAUUUGUAUUAUCUUUAUUCUUAACACUUAAACCCCUAAAAAAGUUUGUCCACCAUCUCACAGGAAGCAUAGCCUAUUUCAACCUGGUAACUAAUUCAUGAAGUUUUGAUCAUGUAUAAAGUUCUUUAACUUUUUCUGUAUUUAUGUACAUAUAAUGGGUAAUAUACACAUUGUAAGCUAUGCAUAUAUGCUUUCACAUUAUUAAUGAAAAAAAUAAGGAUACAUUCGAAAAAAUAUCAUAUUGAUGCAAUGUAUACAUCGUUUAGUAAAUACAAACCAUGACAUGUAUUUUUUUUUAUAAAGUACAAUUGAUAUAGAUGGUAUUUUGGCAUUUGACAAUUCUGCAAGAGUUCCUACUUGGACAACAUUAAAUGAACAAUGUUAAGUCACACUUUGGAUCAUAUAUGGUAAGGUUAAUAGUUGCACAUCUGUACAUAUAAAGUCUUCCCAUAUCAGAUGGUAUUUAAUAAGCACAUUCCAUUUGCACAAAGCCCAGAGCUAAGACUAGAACACUUAGACUUUUCACUUACCUACAGAAUUAGUUUAACAUUCGUGUUCUCUUCAGCCAUAUUUAUGUAUUCUUGUACAUUGAGUGUGAUUGAGUGACCAAACAAGUGUCUAUAUGAGCCCUGGCUUAAAAUCACAUUAAUAAGUCAUAUAAUUUGCAAGUACAUUUACAAAGUACAAUUAAUAAGGACAGCUCAAGGUCAAUUUACUUAUAACAGUGUAUUAUGUUCAAGAGCCAAUUUCUUAAAUGGUUUCAACCAGAAGACUGGUGCUUAUAGCUGGGGCUGAGCUGCUUAGCACACACAGUCCAUUGACAAGAAAGGCAGUGUUUCUGGAGAGAAAAAAAAAUAA